This is a messenger RNA of Danio aesculapii, 1219 nucleotides long. RefSeq names its product chromosome 2 C1orf35 homolog (gene c2h1orf35). NCBI's taxonomy places the organism in Eukaryota, Metazoa, Chordata, Actinopteri, Cypriniformes, Danionidae. The transcript is spliced from 8 exons. The coding region runs from base 237 to 1133 and encodes 298 amino acids. The record is from RefSeq and is a predicted model, not a curated record.
UUUAGGUUUUUUUUUUUUAAACAUAGACGUUUUAUGUUCUCGUACUGAAUGGUUCUUGUUCGACAGGAUAUUUAAAGGAUAUUAAAGAUAUUUCACACUGAAAUCUAUUGCUAAAGAAAGAUAAGCGGAUUCCCGGAUGUUGUGAGAAAGCGAGGCCCAGUUCUCCUUCUACACACGUGUAAAUAUCUCAGCGGUUUUAGGCACUGAACGUGUGUAGGAUUGAGCUGAUUUUAGUCAUGUUCGGCUCUUCGAGAUCUGGAGGGGUGAGAGGCGGUCAGGACCAGUUCAACUGGGAUGAUGUUAAAGUGGAUAAACACAGAGAGAACUACUUGGGGAAUUCCCUCAUGGCACCGGUUGGACGGUGGCAGAAAGGCAAGGAUUUGACCUGGUAUGCUAAAGAUAAGAAGAGUGGCAAGGCUCUGACUAAAGAGCAGGAGAUGGAGGCUGUACGCGAGGCAGAGCACGAGGCAAUGCUGGCGGCACUAGGUCAUAAAACCAUCAAAAGGCAGCCAACUGGCCUUACCAAAGAGGAUCUAGCGGACGUGUGCAGGAGGGAAGGAGAGGGCGAGGAGCAGGACGUGGACAGGGUUUCUGGACUCGGAAGCUCCCGGUCCGGGCCCAGAGGAAUGCCGCUCUCCAGGCAGGAAAAAGAGGCCGUCAAAAUGGGUUUGCCAGUUUUCACGCAUCACAAAUCUGAAAGAUCGCAAGAAGCCAGUCAGAUGCCAGAGGAGGACAGCAAACCUGAUAAAGCAGAUAAAAGGUCCGACAGUAAAAAGAAGAGCAAGAAGGAAAAGAAGAGCAAGAAGGAGAAGAAGAAGAAAAAAGAGAAAAGGAGGCACAGAAGCAGGAGCGACUCUUCUGAUUCGGACUCUGAAAUCUACAGUAAGAGGCGGAGAAAAGAUCCCCGGGACCACCACAGUCCUAAUCCAUCAAGGAGCAGUCAGAGUGGAGCCGGAGCCCGUGACAGGCAUUCAGGAGGGGGGCCAAAGGCCGAGCGCAGGACCCCGACCCCCCCUCCACAGCGCCACCGCCGCCGCCACGACACCGACUCGUCCUCUGAGGGACACAGCGCUGGACGGCGGACCCCUAAACAAACCCACCGGCGGCGCCAUGAUAGCAGCUCAGAUCACUGAUGCCCGUUUCUGUCAUGUUUUUCAGACUCAAGCCAAUCACGGAGCACAGAUUUACAUGCAGAACGUUCAUCUUGGUGCAUUCCAGU